Molecule: messenger RNA, 6974 nt
Organism: Dromaius novaehollandiae (emu)
Lineage: Eukaryota; Metazoa; Chordata; Aves; Casuariiformes; Dromaiidae
Gene: SUPT7L
Product: SPT7 like, STAGA complex subunit gamma
Exons: 5
Coding region: 223-1461 (412 amino acids)
Cellular component (GO): SAGA complex
Molecular function (GO): protein heterodimerization activity; transcription coactivator activity
Source: RefSeq, a predicted model, not a curated record
GGGUGGGGUGGGGUGGGGCAGGGCAGGGCAGGGCGGGAGGCGGCAGAGGGAGCGGCGGCGAGCGCGUCCCGCGCUGAGGAGAGCUGGCUCCGGGGGAGCCGCUUCUGGCGACGGACCGGGGCCGACUUCCGCCCCGGCGACGACCGGCGGGGCUCUUUUUGUGCUACAAUAUUUGGUCACCUUCCUCUGGGCCUUUGCGGACUGUACGUUAUCAGUAGAAAAAUGCUGCGCUACUGGGGCGAGAUUCCCGUUUCGUCUAACCAGGCCAAUCGCAGCUCCUUUGAUUUGCUUCAGCGUGAGUUUCGUACCGUGGAAGUCCAAGAUCCUCCGUUGCAUCAGCCGUCUGCAAACAAACCCCGGCCAACGACCAUGCUGGACAUCCCCUCCGAGCCCUGCAGCCUCACGAUUCACACCAUCCAGCUCAUCCAGCACAACAGGCGGUUGCGCAGCCUGAUUGCCAUGGCUCAGGCCCAAAAUCAGCAGCAAGUGGAGGGCAUCAAAACUGAAGACAACGAACCUCUGCCAUCUUGUCCAGCCUCUCCACCUCUGCCCGAUGACCUGCUUCCUCUGGAUAGCAAAACCCCCAAAAUGCCAUUCCAGCUGAGGCACAGUGACCCAGAGAGUGAUUUCUACAGAGGAAAAGGGGAGCCUGUGACUGAACUGAGUUGGUCCUCCUGCCGGCAGCUUCUCUACCAGUCAAUGGCCACCAUCCUCGCUCACACAGGCUUUGAGUGCGCCAAUGAGAGUGUCCUGGAGACCCUGACAGACAUUGCCCACGAGUACUGCUUGAAGUUCACCAAACUGCUGCGCUUUGCAGUGGAUCGAGAAGCUCGACUUGGGCAUACCCCUUUCCCUGAUGUCAUGGAACAGGUCUUCCAUGAAGUGGGCAUUGGCAGUGUGCUCUCGCUGCAGAAGUUCUGGCAACACCGCAUUAAGGAUUAUCACAGCUACAUGCUUCAGGUUAGCAAGCAGCUCUCAGAAGAGUAUGAGAAGAUUGUCAAUCCUGAAAAGGCAGCAGAAGACACAAAGCCUGUGAAGAUUAAGGAGGAACCUGUUAGCGAUAUCACUUUCCCCAUAAGUGAGGAGCUAGAAGGAGAUCUGGCUUCUGGUGACCAGUCUUUGCCAGUGGGAGUCCUUGGAGCCCAGAGUGAGCGUUUCUCUGCCAACUUGGAAGUGGAAGCUUCCCCACAGGCUUCAGGGGCUGAGGUGAAUGCUUCCCCUCUCUGGACCUUGGCUCAGGUGAAAAUGGAGCCACAGGAAAAUGAGGAGGGCAAUGUACCUGGGCAUGGGGUCCUAGGAAGCGAUGUCUUCGAGGAGCCCAUGUCAGGCAUGAGUGAAGCUGGGAUGCCACAGAGUCCCAAUGGCUCUGAGAGCAGCUACGGUUCUCAUUCUGCUGACAGUCUGAUGGGAUCCUCACCUGUCUUCAACCAGCGCUGCAAGAAAAAGAUGAAGAAGAUGUGAAAAAGAAAAGGGAGUCUUUUCAUUUAGUCCUGAUACUGUGUAAUGCAGACUUGAAAUGAGCCAAGAGAGUACUAUGAUGGCUAUGAUAUAUAAACAGGGCUUGGUGUCUGAGGGACCUUGCAUGGUAUUAUUAUGAGGUUUGUGUAGUGACCUUCACCUCCAGUCUUUGCCAGCUUCUGUACUCCAUCCUGACUGAUGAGAUUGAAGAUCACUCUGUACAUUUCACAGUGUCAUGUCUGGCUUGGAUGAAAGAGGAAGUUACCAGUGAAAAGUAGUUGUGAAGAGAUUUGCUAAGUCAUAGAAUCAAUGAAUAAUAUGGGUUGGAAGGGACUUCCUGUGAUCUCUAGUCCAACCCCCUGCUUGAAGCAGGAACGAUUAGAAGAGGUGGCUCAGGGCCUUGUCCAAAUAUCUCCAAGAAUGGAGAUUGCAGACCUCUUUGGGCAACAUUUUCCAAUAUUUGAUCACCCUCAUAAUAAGAAAAAAACAAUUCUGACAUCCAGUUGGAAUUUCCCAUGUUCCAGUUUGCGUCCAUUUCCUCUUCUUCUAUCACUGUUCACCUCCAAGAAGAGUUUGACUCCAUCUUCUCUAACCUCCCCAUUAGGUAGUUGUAAACAGCAAGAAGAUCUCCUUUUAGCCUUUUCUUCUUAAGGCUAAUGGAAACACAGCUCCCUCAGCCUCUCUUUGUACAUCCUGUGCUUCAGCCUUGUAACUGUCUUGGUGGCCUUAUUUUGGACUUCCUUCAGUAGGUCAGUGCCCUUCUUGUAAGGAGGAGCACAAAAGUGGAUACAGUCCUCCAGACAUGGUAUCACAAGUGCUGAAUAGAGAGGAAUAAUAAUUUCCCUCAACCUACUGGUUACACUCUUGCUAACACAGCUCCCUAUGCAUUUGGCUUUUGUUGUCACAAGCGCAUGCUACUGACUCAUGUCUGACUUGUCCACCAGGACCCUAGGUCCUUUUCUGCAAAGCUGCUUUCUAGCAGUCAGUAUCCUGCAUGUAGCAUUGUAUGAGGUUUUUCCAUCCCAGGUGCUGGAAUGUGGAGAUUGCAUUUGCCUUUGCUGAACUUCAUGAGAUUCCUGUGAGUCCAUUUCUGCAGCCUAUCUUGGUCCUUCUAAAUGGCAGCCCUGUUCUCCAGCAUUUUUACAUAUUUACCCUCCAAACUGGUGUGAUCUGUAAACUUGCUGAGAGUAUACAUCAUCCCAUUGUCCAAGUCAUUAGUAAAGACCUGAGUAUUAAAGUAUUGAUCCCUGAGAGAUGCUACUAAUUCCUGACCAUCAGUUGGACUUUGGAUAUAUCUUGCUUUCAUAUGCUUGGAAAUGGUUUCUAGGAGGAUUUGCUUCAAAACUUUCCCGGGGCUGAGGUUAACCUGACCACCAUGUAGCUCCCCAGAUACUUUUUCUUUUCCUUUUUGAAGAUGGGUGUGACAUUUGUCUUUUCCUAGUCAUCCAGGAGCCUUUGCUGAUCAUAAUGACCUUUCAAAGAUCCUAGAGAAUGGCCUUACAGUGUCAUCAGCCAGCUCUUUCAGCACCUUCGAAUGCUUCCUGUCUGGCUCUAUGGAUGUGUGUAAGUCCAGCUGACUUAAGUUCUUGUCAAUUCAUCUUCCUCUGUUUUAGUUAAUGUUUCAUUCCCACACCCUAGUAGGCCAAGGGACCUGAGUGGCCUGAAAGCCAGCAUUAUCAGUGGAAACAGAGGAUAAAAGGGUGUUGAGUACAUCAACCAUAAAGUACAAAGUGCAUCCUUUGUCCCUAGGUUCCUUGCACCAUUGAAUAAUACAUCCUCAUUUUCUUAGCCUUUCUUUUGCUGCCAGUGUACUUACAGAAGCCCUUGUUCUUCAUGUGAAGAACUUGCUGGUUUCAACUUUAGCUAAGCUUGGCUUUCCUAACUCUGUCCUUCCAUGCUUGGGCAGCGUCUCUAUACCCCCUCCUGGUCAGCGCAUUCUAACAUCCACCUCUGUGUACUUUUUUUCUGUGUGUCUGAGCUCAGUCAGGAGUUCCUUGUUCAUCUAUGCUGGCCUUCUGUCCCACCUGUUUGACUUUCUGCUCAUCAAAAUGGACCAUUCUUGUACUUUGAGAAAGUUGUCUUUGAUCAACCAGCAAUCCUGGGCCUUGUUAGAAGGCCACAGUAAUCCCCGAAGAGAUCCUGUCAUGAAGAUCCAUGCAUAAGCCCAGACCUGCCCUCCUGAAGCCUCGAAUUUGUCUUGUUCACUUUUCUCAGCAUUUGAAACACCACAGUCUCAUGUUUGCUGCAGCCAAGACCUUUACAUUCUCAAGCAAUUCAUCCUUGUUAGUAACAACUGCAGUAGAGUUUAGUCCCUAGUUUGUUUGCUGAUCUUCUGAUCAGAGAAGUUGAUGGCCAGCUGUUCAAGGUAGGAUUUUCCUGAGAGAAAGAAACAGUUUUUACUAUUGCUUAGAGCUGAUGCUGACAAUGGAAACUUUUUCUUCAUUCCAUGGGAUUGAGUGCAGCAACUUCAGGCUAGCUGAGUUUUCCUAUUCAAAGUCUCUGUCUUGACAACUUAGUUUGAAACAGAAUCUAUUUUGUUGUGUGUUUUUAUGGCCCAGCUGACUGAUGACAAUUUUUUUUUGUUCUGCACAAUCCUCAGUUGAUCAACUCAGUCUUUAACUUGAUUCAGUGAGUAUCUCUCAAAAAAGCUAGAAUGAACAUGAAUCAAGAAUGAACAGCCACUUAAAAAGGCUCUAUACCUAUAACCCAUUGGGAUGUUUGAAGGAGAUUUACCGGGCUUCCCAUUUGUCCUUAAAAUUGCAAGUUUACCUUUUGAAAGAAUGAGCUUCAGGCAUAGUACUUUUUUGUUUCUGUAUAGCAUGCCUAGUCCUAAUUCUUUUCUUCCUGAUUGUAUUUCUCUUUCGCUUUAUAGAAAUAGAAGCCAAACAUAAAAUUCCUCUGUGCUUAAUAAGAAUCAGUGACCCCGGGCUUUUAUGGACACUGGAGUUAAAAUUGCUCUUCACAGUUUUAAAGGUUCCUCCUGGGGCCUAAAUUCUAGCCAUUUGAAGCAUAGUUAGUUAGAACAGAGGACUGGUGUAUAAGGAAAUCUUUAUUUUGAUCCCUCUGAGUUAACAUUAGGCAAGUUGCAACCUCCCUGUUUGUUUCGUCAGCUAUAAAAAAAAAAAAAAAGUACUAUUUGUCUCUUAGAAGUCUGUUUGAGAUUUAGUUAAUAUUAAAAACACAAAAAAACAACAAAAAACCCCAAGCUUUGAUCCUUUGGAGAGUAUUAUGAGAACUGAGCUUUCCUUCCAUUUAGAUUGUUGCUAAUACUAGAUUUAGGCAAAACUACUCAGCAUAAAGAAGUGCAGCACAAUUAUGCUAUGCAACUACCAUGGUAUAAGGCAGGUAGUUUAGGUGGGGUCAUCUCACUCUGAUGUCUGCAUCUGAAUUUGUUGCUCUGGGCCCCAUUUGUAGUUGAAGAGGAAUAGUCAUUUUUAGGACACCAUUCAUCUGGCCCUGAAGUAGAAGUCUAAAACAGGUCAGAUGAAUGGUGUUUUAGAAGUGCCCUUUUUUUUCAUUGUCCAUAAAGUGAGUUCAACCUCACUAGCUUAGGUGAAGACUUCCACAGCAUCAAUAUGAGUUAAGUGACCAGACUUUAGCCUUUCCUGUUCAGGAAUUGGAAGAAAUUUCCCUUGCUGGGCAGGUGUUUUUCCUCUUCUUUUAUGUGUUGAGUUGUGCUUUCCAUAGAAAUUGCAGUACUGAGCUAAAUGUAGACUGCCCAUCUGAUCUAAAGCAACAGAUCCAGUGUUCUCAGCAACACACAAUUUAUCUGACUGGGGGCUCAAGGCUCAACCUGCUUUGGGUCUUGUGUCUAUCUUUGAGAUUGUAUGAGAACACCUGUAAUCAGGCCUUGUAGCAUAUGUGCUUUGCCAGACUGUUGUAGUAAAGUAUUUGUGAGGCCAGGAUACCUAAGGAGUGUCCCCUGUGCCAUUGCCAGGAACUAGACGACACGGAGUGGCUGCUGCCAGCAUCACUAGCUCAUUUGCAAGAUUUGAGAUGGGCUAAGAAUGAAAAUCUGCUGCUCUCCAGGGCUUUUGUUAAACCUCUUAAGCCUCGAUCUUAAGUGCUUUCUUUGUAUUGCUCAAGUGCAGAUGCUCUGUCUUACUUUAAUCAUGCCUUUGUAUUUCACAUCCCCUUUUCCACACCCGUUUCACCCUGUAACACACACAUGCCGCAACAAGCCAAGCCUGAGUGCUUCAAGUAUAUUUAAAUACAGUGGAAAUUCACCCUCUAUUGAUUCUACUGUGUCGUUGCAGUGUAAGAGAGAUGUGUUAUUGAUUCUUUUUAGGAGGCUUGUUUAUGCAGAGAGAUCAGAAAUGCAUCAGCUUAGCUUGUACAUUUAAAAAAUGAUGGCAGAGUAAAAUCUCUACCUCCUGUUCCCCAUUAUGUGUUCGCAAUUAUGUGUUGCCUCUGACAUUUGUGUGCUUGAAAUUUCUUUUUGUGCAUGUGGAAGCUUUACCUUCUGGGAGCCUCUCCCCACCAAACAUUUACAUCCCUUAGAUUUACAGUAGCAUUUAUCGUGUAUGAAACAGUGAAACUUGAAGUCUAGCUCAACAGGUCAGAUACAGACAAUGUACUCUUUUGAGGAAUCAAGUAAGAUUUUACUAGGUGUUAAUGCAGCCUUGGGCAGCUAUUGAGGAGUUCAUUGACCAUGUAACUCUCAAAUUUAAGGUCAUAGUGAGAUUAUGCAGUUAGAGUGAAGCCCUGCUCUUGCAGUGGUUGUUUUUCGAUGGCUGCUGGUAAAGGGCUGUGCUGACCUUCUUCAGUGGUCUGUAGUUUUAUUGGUUGACUCAUCUUUCUCUCUUCUCUUUCCAAAGGUGAGUGGAUGGCAAAUUGGAAUAUUGAGCAUUGACAAUGUCCAUAUUGUGACAUCCAGUGGCAUUGAUGUCUUUAGGGAUUUAUUUUGUCCUGAAUGAAACUGGUAGGAGCUUUGAUAUCAACAUGGAGAGCAAGAUCUGUGAAUUACUAGGCUUGUAAAUUAUUUUGCACAGGAAUCGUGCAUACAGGAUUGUAUAUGAGCAAUCGCUCCUUCCUUCCUUUAGAAAUACCUUCUUUUUAUUCCUUUUGAAGAAUUUUGCCUGGCAUCCAGCAAGGGUCACUGUAAGCAUCAGUGUAACAACUUUGGUACACAGCUGUAUGUCAAACUGUGCUACCUUGUGAUUUAAUUCCAAGGCCAUCCAUACUACCUUGAAUAUGCAUGAUGCUGUGGAGAAAAAGCGAUGCUUCCUGCAUAGAAGUUUACAAUUGAAAAAGAAAAUGGGAAAAUAAGAUUAGGUAGAGUAGGUGAGGCCAAUCUGAUUAUGUGCUUAAUUCUGAGACUAAUGCUCGUUAUGUGUGAAGGAUAUUUUACUUAAAAAAAAAUUUUUUUUACACGCUCAUGAAUGCAAUAUGUAACUCUGCCUGUGUUUAUAGGGAGCAAAAUUGCUUGGAAAUAUUUCAGGGUUUUUAUUUUCUUUCUCUCCUGGAGAGAGCUUAUUUGUAAUUUCUAAGGUAAUAAAACCAUCUCUGGAAUUAAA